AUGUCUUCGGCAAGUGUCUUCUAUGGACUUGGGGCAAGCAAAGCUUUGCAUCAGAACUCUGUGAUUAGAGCACGCAUCACCAAAACUCAUGUCUUGAUUGAGAAGGCCCAGGAUGACUACACCAAAGCUGAGCAGACCUGUUAUGAAGAUGCACAUCUGAUGAACAAAUCUGUGCUACAACUGGUGAAGACUGUCCAGACAAUCUCAGACCAGCUGCAGCCAUCGAAAGACAGGAGCCAAGUCCACUACUUCUCUCAUCUACAGUUAGGGGACUACUAUGAUGUCGAGGACAAGUUUUCUUCGGAAAUAGACGGUUUCUUCAGGAAGCAGUUCAUGCAGCAAUUGGAGAAAUUCAGCUUCCGCUCAGACAAGGACAACAUCAAGAGCAAGUUCGAUUUACUUGGGAUCUCCAGACCGGAGAUCUCCUUGGUCCGGGGACCAUCGGAAGAUAUGUCCGACACAAUCAACAAAGAAAUCAGACGAAUUUGCAACAUUUAUCCAAACAGCGAGAAGUCGUUAAUAACUGCCAAGAUCAAUCAUGAGUACAUGACAGCUUCUAAACGUGCUUUGGAGGUGAAGCUAACAGCGUUACGUGAGAGGAAGAUCAACUGGAUUUAUCAAGCAAAACUAAAAGAAGAUGCCAAGAAACUGCGGUCCAGUUCCGGUAUGGUUAAUCUGUUUAAGAAUGAUCUUCUGCCCAUCAUCCAACAGAACAGAUUACGUCAAGAGAACAAGAUUUUGGAUUGUUAUUAUGACCUGAAGUUGGCUCGGAAGGAACACUAUCUGGACCAGCUGAACCAGAACUAUCGCUGGUGUUUUUUUAUGCUGUAA
This is a messenger RNA of Octopus bimaculoides (California two-spot octopus), 831 nucleotides long. Its product is annotated as HAUS augmin-like complex subunit 3. Gene Ontology annotation, cellular component: microtubule organizing center; mitotic spindle; HAUS complex. The record is from RefSeq and is a predicted model, not a curated record. Gene Ontology annotation, biological process: microtubule organizing center organization; spindle assembly. Lineage: Eukaryota; Metazoa; Mollusca; Cephalopoda; Octopoda; Octopodidae.